AUGGUGAAAAGUUGGAAAUUGGAAAUAUGCAUCGAUUCGUUUGCGUCGGCAAAAGCGGCCAUCGAAGGAGGUGCGAAACAACUUGAAGUCUGCUCAGCAUUAGCACUGGGUGGCUUGACACCUUCUGUUGGUUUGAUCGCGCAGAUUCGUCAUGCUUAUCCGAAUGCCUGCUUGAUGGCGAUGAUCAGAUGCAGAGGCGGGGAUUUUGUCUACGAUGAGAUGGAGAUGGACACGAUGGAAAAUGAUAUUGAACAAUUGAAGCCAUACGCAUCGGGAUUUGUUUUUGGAUUUUUGGAUGAAAGCAAUUUCCUGGAUGCGUCACAAUGUAGUCGGAUGAUAAAAACGGCCGAUGGAAUGCCUUGUACUCUUCAUCGCGCAUUUGACCUGACGGCAGAUUGGAAAGAAACUCUCAAUUCGGCUGUGCGACUAGGCUUCACCACGAUCCUGACAAGUGGCCAGGCUCCAGUGGCGCUGCAAGGAAUAAAAAAAUUAAAACAAAUUGUGAAUGAAGCAUCGGAAAGAAUCGAGAUUUUGAUAGGUUCUGGAGUCAGUCCAGCGACACUGUGUGAAUUGAUUUCUGCAACGGGUGCACGCUCUUUUCAUGCUUCUGCCUCAAUCGCUUGGCCAAGCCGCGCGAAAGCGUCAUCAAUUUCAAUGGGUGUUUCGGAUAGCCAGGAAAUGAAGCGAACUGACUCUGGAACGGUUCGAAGGAUGCUGGAAAUUAUGAAAAGCAAUAUGGAGAAG
Messenger RNA from Mesorhabditis spiculigera, 744 nucleotides. The record is from the annotation of a GenBank genome assembly. Lineage: Eukaryota; Metazoa; Nematoda; Chromadorea; Rhabditida; Rhabditidae.